UCAGACAUACUCUAAUAGAGUAUGCUGCUGCUUACCUCGACCAUGCCAGUCUCACUAAUUUUGCCCUUGUCAACAAACAAUGCCAUAGCUUUUCGAGGAUACACUUGCACCGGACCGUGACCAUUACGUUUGCUUCACCAAAAACACUUGAACUUGCCGUCGAGCGAUGGCUCAGUGUGCUUGUGGAUACAGAUGGCUUCCGAUAUGUUCAGCAUGUCAAAUUUCUGGCGCAAAACUUUUGGCAACAUCCCUACACGGAGCAGUCCAACGACUGUGGAGACGAGCCAGUCGAACCUUGGAAAUAUUGCUUCGUAGACGGAAGGGAAUCCACACCUGUUCAACAAGAUGAAGAGUGGAACAGCCUCGCUUGUCUCAUUGAGAAGCUGUCCAGGUUACGGGAAUUGACAUGGGGUUGCGGAGAACAAAUACCCCCGCGUAUCUUGAGGUACAUCAAUCGCGAUCGACCUACACUUCGACUGCACAUGCGAAACUUUAGGAUGCGUUGUUUGUAUCGACCUGCAGCGGAGCCGAUAGUAUUGGAUCCCUACGAGGUGGAGCUGGCCAUCUCUGCUUGCCUGUACAGUCUGGCUAUGCAUUACGACACUCUGGACGAUCGUGGUUAUGCCAAUUAUGCCGAGGAUGCCAUCAAGGACAUGUUAGCCGGAGCAGCGCCAAAUUUAAGCAAGGUCGAUCUUUUCUGGGAAUUUAGUGGGAGCUCUCCGUGCUUUGUUCAAGCUCUUAGAGGCCCUAGCCAUCGGUAUCAACGUGGAAGCCUCCCCUCAUCCUCAACAUCUAUGGGAUUUCUGCGACAUCUCAAUAUCGUUGCCAGAGACUCGGCACUAGCGCUCAAAGAGUGGAGCACGGUCACAGACUUUCCCAAGCUGGAACAUCUCGAGUUGCACAACUACCUCGAAGUUGACGCAUUACUCUGGUUAUCGUCAUGUCAGCUUUCAAAACUCAAAAUUCUCACCUUAAACUUGGGUCUUGGUGACGUGUGUGAAUCGGUAACUGCCGCAUUGAACCAGCUAUCACUUGGACUAUCUCUUUUGGAGGCUUUCAAGAUCAGUGGACCGUACGAGAGCUCAACGAUAGAUACAGUACUUGAAAACCACGGCGUGCGUCUACGCCGAUUACUGCUACCACGUCCUAGUAUGGUGCCGGACGGACACCUGUCCGCAAAUACAGCUGGCUUUACAAGUGUUGAGUUCAUGCACAAGAUCCAUCGAGACUGUCCACAAAUAGAAGAGCUAGGUCUGUGUUUACUCAGGUCGCAAGGUGAUGUAAACGAAGUGGCCGUCUAUCGCGCUCUGGGGACCAUACCCUCUCUACGCAAACUACAUCUAUCACUCUAUAGUCGGCAAGCUUUUACUUUCAGUUCCGAGUCUUGCAGACAAUUCCACAAUCCCCGGGGGAUCGAGAAAGUCAUGAGUCAGGAGGAGAGUACCCAACUCGGGGGGGCUCUGAUUGACUUUGCCGUUGACGCGAAUCUCGCAAGAUCAAUCUUUCACACUAUCUCGGCCGCGAAGCCAGCGAUUUCGCAGCCUCUAGAGUGUCUCACCCUAUCUGUCGAUGGAGCAAAGGAAUGCGGUGGUUUUGGUGCCUCACACUUGACUGAUGUGCUAUCCUACAUUGGUCGCUCUUGGUAUUGUACCAGGAAUACGAGAGACGACAAACUACAUGAAUGCUUUGUCACAGAGCGAGAUCCAGAAGAAAAGCUGGACCGGGAAUGGAUGGACGAGCACGAUAAAGAUCCUAUGCUGGAAGGCGUUGUGUUUGCACAGAGUGUCCGUCGCUUGUGGCCUGCUGCAAAGACGAAGGAUUGGAAAAAGGUAUGGCAUAGUUUCGAAAUCGACCUUUCUUGAACUUGUUGGAGCCCUCGAAAACUUGACUGCAAAGAU
This is a messenger RNA of Aureobasidium subglaciale EXF-2481, 1898 nucleotides long. RefSeq lists its product as uncharacterized. Lineage: Eukaryota; Fungi; Ascomycota; Dothideomycetes; Dothideales; Saccotheciaceae. The record is from RefSeq and is a predicted model, not a curated record. The transcript has a single exon. The coding region runs from base 483 to 1862 and encodes 459 amino acids.